Messenger RNA from Phaeoacremonium minimum UCRPA7, 1242 nucleotides. RefSeq names its product putative electron transfer flavoprotein alpha-subunit protein. The transcript has 2 exons. The coding region runs from base 1 to 1242 and encodes 413 amino acids. The record is from RefSeq and is a predicted model, not a curated record. NCBI's taxonomy places the organism in Eukaryota, Fungi, Ascomycota, Sordariomycetes, Togniniales, Togniniaceae.
AUGGUGGGCUCUAAGGCAGUAAGUCGGAAGGACGAUGUGUCUGCAUUCUCUGUAGACCCGGAACAGACCUCGAAAGCGUCUAAGGCACUAUUGGCGCACAUUGCAAAAGCCGCCAAGGAGAAAUCAGCCAAUGCGACCAAGAAGAGCCUCCUUGAUGACACGGAGGAGGACCAGAGUCAAAUUAUUGCUCAGACACCAGUCUGGCUUGCUCUGACUACCAAGCGACACAUUCUCGAUUCGAAUCGAUUACAGCCUGGCAAGAUCGUCCUGCCUCACCCUUUGAACACCGAUCCCGAGACGACGAUAUGCCUUAUCACUGCGGAUCCCCAACGCGCUUACAAGAACAUUGUUGCCUCGGAGGAGUUUCCUGCUGAGCUGCGCAAGCGCAUUACCCGUGUCAUCGAUCUAACCCACCUCAAAGCCAAGUUCAAGCAGUAUGAGGCUCAGCGCAAGCUCUUCUCAGAGCACGACAUCUUCCUCGGUGAUGAUCGAAUCAUCAACAGGCUGCCUAAGGCGCUUGGCAAGACCUUCUACAAGAGCACGAUAAAGCGACCCAUCCCAGUCGUUCUCCAAAAGCCACGGGAGAAGGUCGACGGAAAGAGGGUGAAGCGUGAGAAGAGCAAGGACGAUGUGAACGCCCGUCCUGCUGCGGAAGUAGCUGCUGAGAUCCAACGGGCUAUUGGAGCCGCCCUGGUACAUCUCUCUCCAUCAACAAACACAUCUGUAAGAGUCGGUUAUGCAGGCAUGAAGCCAGCGGAGCUGUCUGCGAAUAUCCAGACCGUAGCAGCGGAGCUGGUGAAGAGGUUUGUGCCUAAGAAACAGGACAAUCUGAGAUCCAUCUUCAUCAAGGGCCCCGAGACUGUGGCUCUCCCGAUUUGGCAAACAGAUGAGCUGUGGCUAGAUGCUGAGAAGGAUGUUCUGGCAGAUGGUUCCGAGAAGGCGAAGGCCAUUGAGGCUAAAAAGGAGAAGCCCAAUAUUGGCAAGAAACGAAAGUCACUCGACGCUGCUGACGAUGAGGAAGAGGUAGAGAAGGAGGAGCCGCAAGCCAAGAAGCGAAAGAGCGACAAGUCCGAGAAGACCGAGAAGACCGAGAAGAAGGAAAAGAAGGAAAAGAAGGAGAAGUCUUCAAAGAAAGAGAAGCUGCCGGAGAGCAACGAUGAUAAGCUUGACCAAGAGAUUGCUGAGCGCAAAGCCAAGCUGAAGAAGCAGAAGAAGGCUGCUAAGGCGGCACUGGAUGACUAG